Messenger RNA from Paramacrobiotus metropolitanus, 838 nucleotides. RefSeq lists its product as uncharacterized. Lineage: Eukaryota; Metazoa; Tardigrada; Eutardigrada; Parachela; Macrobiotidae. The transcript is spliced from 4 exons. The coding region runs from base 111 to 683 and encodes 190 amino acids. The record is from RefSeq and is a predicted model, not a curated record.
UCUAUCUUAUUUAUAAAACAAUUUACAUAUCUAUAGUUGGUAUACGUUGUACAGCGGGCGUGAAGGCAAUUUCAAAGGGAGCUUCGAUCGUAGUCUGUAGAUUUGCUACAAUGCGCUGUCCAACUACCUGGAUAUUAGUGCCGGUUAUGUGCACUCUACAUGCAGUAACUCUUUGCGAGGCGCAAGGCCCACAGGGAAAUUCGUCAUGGUCUCUGGAUGCAUUCCUUGGACAGUACGAUUUUGUUUUGGAAACUCGGCAUCUUAUUGAGGAACUGAUUUACGGCGUUUUGGACGUCCCGAAAGAUGUGGCCAAUGGACCAACCAGUAUAAUAUUCAGCAAAACCCGAGACGGAAGCCGGUAUCAACAGCAAACCGUACGAAUUGAUCCACGCUAUAAUGUGACGAUUCCCUUUGUCCUGGGUGUGACAUCAGUACAAUCGCGGCCUGGACACUGGCUGACAUCAACGUUUACCAUGGUGGACCAGUUCACGCUGCGCUCUAGAAUCUCUUACCUGGAAGAUAAUACGACAGCAGAAUAUUCAGCAACUUUUUCGUUCAACACCGAUGCCAGUGGAAUCAGUGGUCGAUGUGCUGUAUCCAAAGCAGUUUCAGGCAUCCGUAUUUCUUACGCGCAACCAGACUGGAUCUCGUUAUACAUAGUAAAUAAUUUUAAAAAUUUGUAAUACUAUCAGACUUUAAUAGUAGAAUAUGCGAGUGCUGGGUGUAGAGAGACUUCCUUGCACGAUUUAGUAUUAAUGACAUUUUAUAUUUGUGUUCUGUUGCUUCUUUUAUCAUAUUCUUCAUUUCUUUAUUGUUCUUGUCAGAAUGUGUACAGACA